Messenger RNA from Loa loa (African eye worm), 2993 nucleotides. RefSeq names its product phosphatidylinositol 3. Lineage: Eukaryota; Metazoa; Nematoda; Chromadorea; Rhabditida; Onchocercidae. The transcript is spliced from 16 exons. Gene Ontology annotation, cellular component: cytoplasm; membrane. Bases 181 to 2898 code for a protein of 905 amino acids. Gene Ontology annotation, biological process: phosphatidylinositol-mediated signaling; phosphatidylinositol phosphate biosynthetic process. The record is from RefSeq and is a predicted model, not a curated record. Gene Ontology annotation, molecular function: 1-phosphatidylinositol 4-kinase activity.
UUGUAGUUGCAGCGAUGAAUGUGGUAAAAAGGCUGAUGGAAAUCCGACUUACAUGGAUACGCCGUUAUACAGUGUAGUAGUUAAGAUAGUAACAUGGGUAUUUAGUUAUUCAUAUCACUGUUGCUGUCAUUGUCAAGCUGCUGUUAUUAUCAUUGGUAGCACGGAAGUGGUGUUUCACUAAUGAGUAUGCGGAGACUAUCGGAUUGCGACCAUUCAGAAAGUGGAAUUUGCGCACGAUGUGUUCUUCAAAAGGCCUUCAAUUUGUCGAACAAUGAAGCUAUUUGCGUCACACAGCCACAGCGCCUCUCUUGCAAUAGUUUGUAUUCAUUAUGCACAAAUAAUGGGACAAAAUCUCCCCUGGCUGCUGUAUAUUCCAUCGGUUCAUGCCAAAAAAACAUGAAUUCUGAAAAUGAUGUUGAAAUAUUAGUUGCUAGCAAGGACAGCAGUAUUGCAUCAUUUUCCACUGAUGAUUCAACAAAUACCGGGCUCGAAAAAGGUGUCUCUUCGGAAAGCCUAAAUUUGGGACCACGUACUGCUGGUGAUGGUGCAGAUGACGAAGAAAGUCUGACGGGUACUAUUACUUCUGGUGAGUGCAUAUGGCAGGAAAAUUAUGAAGAUGAUGGACAUACAUCCGGAUUCGGUGUAUUCGAAAAACAUGCCGUGGAAAAGCGAGAAAGUCCCUCUGAAGCAUCUAUCGAAUCAGAAACGAGAGAUGAAAUCAAUAUGACAAGACAGGAUAAUGUUAAAAAUUUUCCUAAUUUUGCUGUAACCAAUCGAAGUUGGCUGCUAAGGUUAUUUGAAUCAGAUUUGUUCGACAUUCGGAUAGCUAUACGGUAUCUAUCCAGUUGUAAAGAAGCCGGUGUUUUAAAUUACUUAGGUAAUCGAUUAUUUGAUUUGCCGACUGAAAUGGUGGAUUUUUAUAUACCGCAGCUCAUAGUACUAUAUAUAAAUAUACGGGAAGUCGCAGAAGUCAUUCAUCCUUACAUAGUCAGAAGAUGCAAAGAUAGCGUCGAAUUUUCGCUGGAGUGUUGCUGGUUAUUGGAUGCCUAUGGAGCCAACAUAUUUCGAAAAUUCAAACAAAAAUCUCACGGGCAUCGUUUACAACAGUCGAUUUUAAAUGAAUUUCGUGAAAGAUCAGGUGAUUUCAAAACAAAUUCGAUGGCAUUAUCAUCGCCUACACAGCAGUAUUUUCGGGCUCUUUCAGAAACCAACCUCUACAGGACUGUUGAUAAAGCACAACAAAUGAUCUCAAAAAUACAGAAUAGCGAUGAAGUUCUGAAUAAUAAAAGUAUUCAUGGUACAGAAAUUUUUGGCGAUUUAACUAGCGGUGGCGCUUUUGAUAAUGGCUGUCCUUGUUUUGAUGACGAACGAUGCGUAAUAACUAAUAAGGAGAAUGUGGUGCAAAUGGAGUGCAAAUGUGGAGCACUUAAAAUUCAGCCAGAGCAAGCAUUCGUGAAAGCUCUGAUGAAUAUUGGUAAUAAAUUAAAAGUCUUUUCAAGCAAAGAUGAACGAACCCGUUGUUUGGUUGAUGAACUUUGUAAAAUUAAUGUCAAUCUUCCUGCACGGGUUUGGUUACCACUUUAUGCACAUUCAUUGAAGCAUAUUGUCCUUCGAAUACCGCCACUUGCUGGUUGCAUACUGAAUAGUAAAGACAAGGCUCCAUAUUGUUUGUUUGUGGAGGUACUUGAAGUGGCGGAUGUACGACAAACCAGGGUACCUAAGCGUAUCAGUGAUAUUGAAGCAGCAGAAUAUCAGCGCAAAGGUCGCGAUGUUUUUGCUUCAUUGAAGAAAGAUACAGCAACUGAAUUAAAAAAAAGCACGGAAGAAAUCCGAAUCAUAUCCAAUGAUCCAAUAUUUGCUAACGUCUUGAAACCUCUUUCGUCAACAGGUGCGUCGCCAGAAUUCAAGGAAAAAGGGAAUACUGCUGAUAUUCGGAAACGAUUCUCGCUUUGGGUCAAGGGUCCAGGGCGUCAACUACGCGAUACACCUGAUGAUCCAUCAGCAUCAGCGAUGAGUGAACCCUGGGAGGAAAAAGUAGCACGAAUAAAGCAUUCUUCACCCUAUGGACGUCAUCCUCUUUGGCGUUUAUUGCCAGUAAUUGUGAAAACUGGUGACGAUUUGAGACAAGAAUUGUUGGCUUAUCAGUUGCUUUCCGUUUUGCGGAACAUCUGGAUAGAAGAAAAAGUUCCGUUGUAUCUGAAACCGUAUAAAAUAGUAGUGUGCUCACCAAAUUCAGGAAUGAUUGAGCCGAUAUUAGAUGCAUCUUCGUUGCAUCAGAUUAAGAAAAAUAUGGUAAUUCGUAGUCCAACAUUCGGUGCAGUACAACCGGCAUUACUGACACAUUUUUUUGAAACAUUUGGUCCUCCAAGUUCUGAAGCUUUCCUUGUUGCGCAACAGAAUUUCGUACGGAGUUGUGCUGGAUACAGUCUUGCUUGCUAUUUCUUACAAGUCAAAGACAGGCACAAUGGUAACAUAUUAUUGGAUUCUGAAGGACAUUUAAUACAUAUCGAUUUCGGCUACAUACUUUCCAUAUCACCGAAAAAUUUGGGUUUCGAAACUUCACCAUUCAAGCUGACACAGGAGUUGGUUGAUGUUAUGGGUGGUGUAGAUAGCGAUAUGUUCGGUUACUAUAAAAUUCUAAUCCUGAAAGGUUUGCUGGCAACGAGGAAGCACUACGAGCAAAUUGUCAGCAUUGUUGAAAUAAUGAUUAACGGUUCGCAGUUACCCUGUUUUCGUGGUGGCAGUAAUACAGUCCGUUUGCUGAAAGACCGUUUCCAUAUGAACUACACGGAAGAACAGCUGCGGACAUUAGUAGACACUAUGGUUGAGCAAAGUCGUGACUCUAUCACUACACGACUUUAUGAUAAUUAUCAGUAUUACAGUAACGGGAUAUUGUAAAAGACGAGGCUCUGUUUUUGCUUUUCGCAGAGAAAAAAAUGUUAGCAUAUGGAAUGGAGGAGGAUUUUGGAAGCGAAUUAGCUGUUUUAAAUUCA